This is a messenger RNA of Brugia pahangi, 690 nucleotides long. The record is from the annotation of a GenBank genome assembly. NCBI's taxonomy places the organism in Eukaryota, Metazoa, Nematoda, Chromadorea, Rhabditida, Onchocercidae.
AUGACGAAUCCAUUUGACGCUGAUGAUUUGCUGAAAAGAUCUAUAUUCAGUUCUAUUCUUGGAUUUAGUCGUAAGAUAAAGAAUUCAGCAAAGGUAGAAUCGGUGAAAGGUGAAAAUGCUAAUGGUUCGGCCACCAGCAUAAAUAAUGAUACUGCAGCACUGGGCGAUUUAACUCCAUAUAAUCCCAAAUAUCGCACAAAACAGGAAAUAUAUAACGAAAUUGUAUGCGAAUGUGCUGAACUGGAGAAAAAUAAGGUUGCAUCAGCUCCGAGUUCAGUACGGAUGAGAUCCGUAGCAUGUUCCACGAACGAGUUGAUAGAUACGGCAAUAAAUCCAUGCAGUCCGCAUUCGCCGCUGUCAACAGAGAACAAUAAUAAAACCAUACAGAAUUUAAUUCAAUUAUUGGUGGCAGCUGUCAGGGAAAGCGGAAUCCUCAAUGAUCAAAGUGGAACAAAUUCAUCAGAAGACAUAUUGAAGCGUAAAAGGCUACAGAACAAGAAAGCAGCGAUACGCUAUCGAAAGCGACAAAAGGAGCUCAAAGAAGAGGCAGAAUUGGAAUUGACAAUUCUUGUGAACAAAAAUAAUGAAUUGAAAAACGAAAUUAAGCGAAUGCAAGCUGAAAUCGAUCAGUUGAAAGCACGGGUUUUAAAGAGAACCAGUGAGGAAUCACAGUCUUUCCGCGAAACAUAG